AUGUCCGUCAAGAAUCCGCAGCACAUGCCGCCAAAAUGCUGCACCGACGCCCACAUCCCUCUCAAGCACGUCGACAAGCUGUUCGACACCAAGUUCAAGAUCCUAUGGAAUCGCAAAUUCCAAGAGUACCACACCAAAAACCGCAUCUACUGCCCGGCGCCUAGGUGCGGGGAGUGGAUCAAGCCAUCACACAUCCACACACAUCAAGGCCGCAAGUACGCUCUUUGUCCUCGCUGCAAGACGAAAGUGUGCACGACGUGCAAUCACAAGGCCCACAAGUCCAGCGAGUGCCCCCAAGACCCGGAAAUUGCCAAGCUGGUGGAGCAAGCAAAGGAAGAGGGAUGGCAGCGCUGCUACAAAUGUAAGGCAUUUGUCGAGAGAGGUGAGGGCUGUAACCACAUGACCUGCAGAUGUACGGCGGAAUUUUGCAUCGUGUGUGGGUUGAAGUGGAAGACGUGCGAUUGUCCGUGGUUCAACUACCCCGAUGCGGUGGCGGAUGGUGAUCGCUUGAACCACAUGCGGGUGCCCGAGCCCGUCCAGGUGUUGUACAGGCAAGUUUUCGGAGGCGCUGCUCGCCCAGUUGACCAUGAAAGGCGGAGGCAGGAGCGCGCGGACGCCGACCUUGCGAGACGGCUGCAAAUGGCUUCACUUUUGGGGAGUGAAGACGACGCAGGUGCAGACGAUCCGGCUGCGGGACUUUGGGGCGUGGGCAAUGCUGCCGGCCACUUCAUGAAUGACGACUUUGUCCUCGAUGCCACGAAUGUACGCAUGAGCGCUUACGGAGACACGAGUCUGGGGCGCAGGGGAGAGCGUCAAUCCGGUCGGAGGAGGCGAGCAAUGCCAAAUGAGCAGGUUGAUGCCGAACCUGGUCUUGCGCCGGACUUCCUGGGCGACCAGAGUGUGCUCGGAGGUGUGCCGGGAACCAGACGUCGCCGGACUCGCCCAUAG
Molecule: messenger RNA, 948 nt
Organism: Neohortaea acidophila
Lineage: Eukaryota; Fungi; Ascomycota; Dothideomycetes; Mycosphaerellales; Teratosphaeriaceae
Exons: 1
Coding region: 1-948 (315 amino acids)
Biological process (GO): positive regulation of proteasomal ubiquitin-dependent protein catabolic process; ubiquitin-dependent protein catabolic process; protein polyubiquitination
Cellular component (GO): ubiquitin ligase complex; cytoplasm
Molecular function (GO): ubiquitin protein ligase activity; ubiquitin conjugating enzyme binding; zinc ion binding
Source: RefSeq, a predicted model, not a curated record